AUGUAUAUCACAGACUUUGAGUUUACAGGUAAAGUUCAAUCUAUUGUCCUUGAUCCUGGAGAAUAUCUUCUUGAAUGUUGGGGAGCAAGUGGAGGUGGACGCGAAUUUGUAUCACCUUCGCUAUACAAUGAGAAUGGCAUGGGUCUUGCCGGCCGAGGCGGGUAUUCCAGAGGCAAGAUUUCAAUUUCAUCAUCCAUUAAAAUGUAUGUUUAUGUAGGUGGUAUGGGAGCCAAUCCUAUUUCAACUACAAAAACCUAUUUAUUAGGAGGCUUUAAUGGAGGUGGAUCAUCAUGGUAUGUCAAUACAGGUGCCCCGGGUUCGAGCGGGGGUGGGGCAACAGAUAUGAGAGUUGCAAACAAUGAUUUACAUAGUAGAAUCAUAGUUGCAGGAGGUGGAGGUGAUGAUUUUCCCGAUAAUGGCGGUUUUGGCGGCGGUUUGACAGGCGGACAAGGUUCUGGUUCAAAUUCAGCAUCACCAGGAAAUCAAGAUGGGACUUAUCCAACGGGAAAAGGCGGAAUAUUUGGACAAGGCGCUCAUUCUAAUCGUAUAGGAGGCGGACAAGGAGGUGGGUGGUAUGGAGGAAGUGCUUUUGAUGGCCAACCAACACCAUAUCAAUCAUCUACUGGUACUGAACUUGCUUUAGAUGGUGGUUCUGGUGGAAGCGGAUAUGUAUUCAAUGAAUCAACACAAAUAUAUUACCCAGAACCAAAACCCGAUUCAGAUUAUUUAUUAACCGACUCUGAUACAAUUGCAGGCAAUGCUGAUUUCAAAGCUCCUAACGGUACUAUAACAAAAGGAAAUUUGGGAAACGGUUAUGCAAGAAUUACUACUUUACAACUAUUCAAUACCAUUGAAAUUGACGGAGUAAUAUAUGGAAAACUCAAUGAUCAUGGUAGUGUUAUUUCAUAUAAUAGCGAUCUAUGUAACUCAGAUAUUGUCAUUAAAAGCUUUGUUAGUGAUUUUAAGGUGAUAAAAAUUGCUCAAAAAGCUUUUAUUAAUAACCUAUGUUUACAAAAAGUCGUCAUUCCUAAUUCAAUAAUUUACAUUCUAGAUUCUGCAUUUUUUGGUUGCGAGAAUCUGGAAAAAGUUAUAAUUUCGUCGAAGAGCCAAUUAAGUUUCAUCGAUAAGCUUUCAUUUUCGAGGACAAAGAUAUCCAAUAUUUCUUUACCUUAUUCAAUUUCUACUAUAAAUUCCCUUGCAUUUUCUGAUUCGCAAUAUCUUGAAAAUGUUUCCACUUGUUCAAUUGCUUAUAUUCAACAAAAUGACGUAUUUGCAUCUUGUCCAAAGCUAUCAAAUAUAUUUGUCAGCGAAUUUUAUCUUUAUUCAACUUUUUGUUGGAUUCAUGUUGAUAAAGUUUUAACUAUUUGUCCUAUGUUUUCCAUUCAAAAUAUUUGUAUGCAAAAUUGCACGAAUGCUGCAGAAGAUCCUAUAGAUGCCAAAUAUUUCAUUACUCUUUUGAUUACUUCGCGCAGAUAA
Molecule: messenger RNA, 1476 nt
Organism: Trichomonas vaginalis G3
Lineage: Eukaryota; Parabasalia; Trichomonadida; Trichomonadidae
Product: glycine-rich protein family
Exons: 1
Coding region: 1-1476 (491 amino acids)
Source: RefSeq, a predicted model, not a curated record